AUGCAGCGCCUCUUUUGCCUGCGGCGCCUCGCGAAAGGAAGGCAAUCGAGUCCUGACGUGCCGCCACCCAAAGCCCAGCUAGCGGCCGAGUCUAAGGAGGCGGCGUCUGCCGAAGCAAGCUUUCUUCGCGAGCUUCACGAGGUGCGGCGGAUGGCAGCCAAGAUGGAGAUGGCCAUGAAGGACAUCGCUGCGGGGUGUCCGGAGGCUUGUGGCACGAGCGACAAGCGUGGAUACAAGGCUGUAGGCGCUAGCGUGGAAGCACUUGCUCGCCGGGCGGCAGCCCUCCGCACGCAGUAUGAACGUUCUAACAAGCGUGCUGCAAGCCUGUUUGACGGCCUAGCGUCGCUACAAAGCAUGUUGGAUGCGCUACAGCUCUUUGGAGGCGGCGGCAGUGGCAAUGACGGCCGCCCAGCCCCCUCGACGAUUACGGCGCUUGAGGCCAACUUGCCACUGGAACCUGCUCUUGACACAUUGCGACGAGACAUCAGUACACGGCUCGAGGCACUGAGCACAUGCCUCUGCGAGCUGGAGGACGUGCUGGACUCGUGGGAGACGCCGCAGGGUGAGUCAACUGGCAAGGGGGCCGCCGGGGACAGCCUGGGCUGCAGGCCACCAAUCAACGGCUACACGGCUUUCAACCAGCGUGUUAUACAAGACGCUCGCUUCGGCAGGAUCCCAGUGGCCCACUGGCUGGCCUGGCCGCUUGGUGCCAAGGCGGUGGCUCUUCAACUGCCGGUGAUGGGGUGGUGGUGGUAUCACGCGGUUCAUCAGCCGCGGCUGUCGGCAGGCCCGCUGCAGCGGUUGCCCGAACCCCAGACGGAAAGUCAGCCGGUGGCAGCCCGCAGCGACAUUGUGCGUCUCCGUCUGCGCUUGGAUCUGUUGACGGGUUCCUCGCCCGGCUUCAGGCGAUGGCGCGUAUCGGUGGAAAGCUCCAAGCCGCCAGUAAACUCCAAGCACAGCAAGGGAGCAAAGCUGGUGCUGGUUCCUCUGCACCUACAGCUGCUACGAGAACGGCUGCGGCAUCAAGCCAGCCGUCCGGCUGCACAGCUGCAACAGAAGGCCCUCCCCCUACAGCCGGUGCCUUCUGCAAGGCCUACGGACUCUGGAUCAAGUGCUGGCAGCACAGCGACAAGUAGGCCGCCUGCAGCCAAGCCACAAGUGGCGGCGUCCCCCCCUGUACCGUCGUUGGAGUCCAUGCGAGCCGCGGCAGCUGCACAGGCGCGUAUGCAGCAGCAACAGCAACAACAAGCUGAGCAUCAGCCUGAACAGAAGCAGGGCCCAGCAUUUGGACGAGUCAGUACAAGUGCGCAAUCUGGCAGCAACGGCACGCCUGGGGGCUUUGGCUUCGGUUUAAACCUUCCAAAUGCGGGUGCCGCAUUGUCAGCUCCAGAUAAAGCUGCCGCCUCUGCAGCACCAGCCGAAGCGUCGGCAGCAGCUGGAUCCUGGUCUAAGUCUUCAACCAUAAAUGUGGAUACUAAACCUGCAGGAGCAGGAGGUCCCAGAUUCGAAUUUGGGUCUCUAGGCUUUGGAACGACGUCAGGAAGCAGUCAGGCACAGAGUAGCUCAUCAUUCACCGCUGCACCUGCUGCCACAUUCGGGUCAGUCUACAACUAUGCCUGCUACCACAAGCGGUGCUACGACUGCAUCUAUUGGUGCCACUGGGCCGGCUGCAUCUGCGACUCCAGCUGGUACCUCCCUUUUUGGUGCGUUUGCGAGCAGUGCUGCAGCUAA
Molecule: messenger RNA, 1731 nt
Organism: Volvox carteri f. nagariensis
Lineage: Eukaryota; Viridiplantae; Chlorophyta; Chlorophyceae; Chlamydomonadales; Volvocaceae
Exons: 14
Coding region: 1-1731 (576 amino acids)
Source: RefSeq, a predicted model, not a curated record